UUGCACAUCAGAGUAGCUCUGUUCCUGCAGGUUUACUGGAAAACAUGCACAUUCAUAAUUUUCUUUUUUGUGUGAUUGUGUGCCUUUUCAGUCCAGUUUUCUCAGAUGAAGAUUUUAUACAAUUGAAGGCAUGUUGUACGUUCAAGGGUCCAGGUCUGAAAGAUAUAGAAUAUAUUAUAGUAAAUCGUUUUAACAAGAAAGUAAUGAUGCAGUACAACAGCACAAGAGGCAACUGGAAAGGAUUCACACCCUUUGCAAUUGAAAAAGCAAGCAAUUGGAGCCGUGAUCCCUAUGAUGCACGACUGAGAGCGUUUGAAAUAAAGAUAUUUUGUGAAGACAACAUAGAUCCCGUCCAACAAUUAGCUAAUCUCACCUCUGCACCCACCAUCAAGAUAAAUUUAGUGAAGCACCCGUCCAUGCUUGUGUGCAGUGCCUACAACUUCUAUCCAAAACAAAUCCGAAUGACGUGGUUGCGGAACGGAGAGGAAGUGACCUCAGCUGUCACUUUUUCUGAGGUGAUGUCUGAUGGGGAUUGGUACUAUCAGGUUCAUUCCUACCUGGUGCACACCCCGACUCGAGGAGAAAGAAUGACCUGCAUGGUCGAACACCUCACCCUCUCUGAACCAGUGCUUCAGGUCUGGGACCCUCCCCUUCCUGUGACAGAAUGGAUCAAAAUCGUUAUGGGAGUGUUUGCUCUGAUGCUUGGUUUUGUUAUUCUGAUCUCUGGGUUCAUCUACUACAAGAAAAAGUCUGCCGCACACUUUACUUUUUGCCAAGGACGAGUGUCCAUUCCUGUGGAAGACCUCCCUGCAGCUGAAGCUACGUAGCAGUACUGUUGGGACAUACCAUCCAAG
Epinephelus moara (kelp grouper) is the source of this 854-nucleotide messenger RNA. RefSeq names its product rano class II histocompatibility antigen, A beta chain-like. Bases 45 to 827 code for a protein of 260 amino acids. Lineage: Eukaryota; Metazoa; Chordata; Actinopteri; Perciformes; Serranidae. Gene Ontology annotation, cellular component: membrane; MHC class II protein complex. Gene Ontology annotation, biological process: immune response; positive regulation of T cell activation; antigen processing and presentation of exogenous peptide antigen via MHC class II. Gene Ontology annotation, molecular function: MHC class II protein complex binding. The record is from RefSeq and is a predicted model, not a curated record. The transcript has 5 exons.